Dipodomys ordii (Ord's kangaroo rat) is the source of this 3569-nucleotide messenger RNA. It is a transcript of the gene Cep126, whose product is annotated as centrosomal protein 126kDa. Lineage: Eukaryota; Metazoa; Chordata; Mammalia; Rodentia; Heteromyidae. The transcript has 11 exons. The record is from RefSeq and is a predicted model, not a curated record. Gene Ontology annotation, biological process: cytoplasmic microtubule organization; non-motile cilium assembly; mitotic spindle organization. Gene Ontology annotation, cellular component: centrosome; ciliary base; midbody. Bases 1 to 3285 code for a protein of 1094 amino acids.
AUGGCGGCGGCGAGGCCGGGCGCUCUGGGCGCGGGCCCGGACGGCCGCGAGAGCUGCGGGCGGCCGCGGCCCGGCACCUACCUAGACAUGCAAAUCCAUCUAGAGAAAAACUUAGAAGAAGAGCGUCAAAUAUUACUGCAGCAACAAAAAAUAUGUCGGAACCAAGCUCGUAAAUAUUUUAUGGAGUCUAACCGGAGAAAAAAAGCUUUUGAAGAUAAACGAAAAGAACAAGAAGAAAGAGAAUACCAAAUUAGAGAACAUAUACUUCAACAGCGAAAACAGAAGUUUGAAGAAGUUACUGAAAAAUUCCAGCGUGCUCAUGUCCCCCUCUCACAGAGGAGGAGAGCAGUUUUUCAAAAACCAGUUCCUCCAUUAGAAGAGGCCCUCAAACAAAUUCAGGAAUCCAACUUAAAUCCAGAAGUAAACAUUCCCUUUUCUCACAGACCAGCAGUAAACUGGAGAGCUCUAGAUUCUGCCUUGUCUUCAGCCUUGUCAAAUGACAAGUAUAAGAAACAUCUCAGAUCCAAAACCAAUUGUGAUAAAGAAGUGAAGGACCACAGCACGGCAAACAUGGCUGCUAACAGGAGCAUGUUUCAGCUGCAGUUGGAGGAGACGCAGAAGCGCCUAGAAGAUCAGCGCUUGAGCAGUUUGCAAAAAUUUUAUGACCAAGUUCAUCAGAUCACCAAUUCUGAGACCCUCUCAAGUAUAGACAGCCUGGAGGCUGGGGAGCGCGAAGAGGUGUACCUAACGUUUAAUGACGCGCCGUCAGCACAAGAGGAUUCUGCUCCCCUCUUACCAGCAAACAUACAGUCAACUCAUCUAAACUGCUCUGAUGAUAAUAAACUGUUUUUCUCAAAAGUUCAACAUAUAAAUAAUUGGCUUACAAAUUUGGAUGCUCAUGGUACUCAAAAUGUCACACCUUCCCCAGAUAUUUCCAAUCAGCCGAUUGUUGCCCCUCCCCAGGAGCAUCUCGGUAAUAAAGAACAAAAUCCAUGUGCUGUGAGUGGAACUGUGGAUGGAGCUGUGAGUGCUGCCAGGAGUCCCGUCAUCUUUGUGUACAGCCCGCCUGUAGCAGCGCUGGAUAAGAAGGACAAGAAGAGCUCUGGAAUGGCCACCUGGAGGCGCACGGCCAGCUCGGGGGCGGGCGGCAAGGAGAGGGGCCCAGUCACUGAGCGCGCUCCGUUCCCAGUCAGCAGAACCUGGACCAGCUCACCCGCUGCCGCUCAGAAAGCAGCCACACCCUCACACCAAAAGAAAUUAUCUGAGUCAACUCAAGGAAAUGGAACAUCUUCAGGCCCGGCUUCAUGUGUACCAAGGGCAACAGCUUUCUUUCCUCCGUCUAAUCGACAGUGUGCCAGGACUGUACCGAUGAGCAAUAUGCACAUAAAAGAAAUUGACCCAGUGCAGUGUUCAGAUAAGCUAGAUGAAUUGGAAGACAUGCAAGAAGAAAAGAUAAAAUAUUUCAAUUGUAAUAAAGAAGAGUUGCCUUUCUUUUCAGACAGUUUCAAAGCUACCGCUGUACCUCAAAAUCCUGAUUCAAAAGACAAAAAACAAAAGGCAUCAUUGUCUAAUGUAAACGACUUACUUGACCAGCACAAGAAAAUGAAAUAUGAUAGCCAUGAGCAAAGUAGUGUGAGGUUUCUUAAAAGCAUUUUAAAGAAAGAUUCUAAAUACAAGCAUAACUAUCUGCAGACACUGAUCACAAAUCAAGGCUUUAAGUUUAGAAACCAAAAAGCAGCAGCUAUCAGGGAUAGUAUUGAACUAACAAAGGUAAAGGAAAAAGGCGCAGAGAUUCCAAAGAUGAGUAAAAAACUAAGGUGGUUUGAUGAAAGUGGGCAUCAAGCGGAGAGUGCUGAGGACUGCGGCUUCCUGAGGGACCGAGCCGGAACUACUCCACAGUGUCCAGGGCAGAGUGAGGCCAGCAGCCACGCAGCCAGCGCCCCCGCCCAUGCUGUAAGUUCUGUGGAUGGAACAGAUCCCAAGCUUGAUUCUGUCUCUGGAGAUGUUGCUAAUUUAGAAGGAUCUGGAAUAGACCACGUGCCUUUGAACUGCUCUACGCCUUCAGGUUAUAACUUCAUUAAACAAGCCUGGGCGGCAUCUAAAAAAGAAGAAAGCAAAGCCCCUGCACAGAGUGGAGAUUCUAAAACCCAGAAGGGUAAUCCUCCCCCAGGCGGAGCGAAGGCCACUGGGAGAGCGGGAUCCGCAAGAGCCCAGUCCACCUUUGUGUAUGUGAACAGGAAAGGCACUGUCGUCCAGACGCAGUCCGCAAGCAGAGGCAACUCCUUUGUACAGACUCAGGGCAGACUAAUCAUACCUCACCCUCCUCCCAAAGCAACAGCAAAGAUCCAAAGUGGUGAAAAUACACACAUGUGCCAGUGUCAAUCCGCAAUGCCUGCAGGUUCCCCAAACGCGAUUACACAGAACUGCUGUAAUUCAAAACACGUCCUUCCAGCAGAACACAGCCUGAAUCCAUGGAGCCAGGAAAGUGAUCCGCCCCAGCCAGAUGCUCACUCAGACCUGGUCACUGUGAUGCCCUCUCCCCCGUCCUACUAUUCUUCCCAGUGCCACACCUUCACGAAAGCAAGUCACCCAAACAGCCCGCACGUGGUCACCCCGCAGGGUGACACUCACUGCCCCCAAACGAGUCCUGCUUAUGAGGGACGUUAUCAGUCAAUGUAUCUUAGAAACACUAAAGAACAGCUGAUUCCCUCGUGGAAAAAAGAGAAUACUAAUCUGUGCCAAAGUGAGAGAGCCACUGGUUCUACUGUUACAAGAAGAAAACGAAUUAUUGAUAAUAAACGGAGAACUCUUUUAGAGCAAGAGACAAAAUUCCGUGGGCGUGCAGGACAGAAGUACAGUGAGCAAAUGAUUAAUUUUGGACAAAAUGUUCAACUAACUUUAAGUGAGCCACAACAUACUAAAAGUGGUUCUCCUAACAUGGAAGAAGUUUCAGAUAGUACCCUCGCGUUUUUGAUGGCUGAAAAGCUAGUGAAAACUUCAUUGCCUGAGGAUGAAAUUCUUACUGUCUUGAAUAGCAAGCAGCUACAGACACCAAGCCUGGCUUUAACUAAAACCCAGCAGUCCAAUAUCUCUGCACUGUCAGCUGAAGAAGAGAAGAUCCUGCACUCCCUUGAGCACCUCGACGAAAGGCUGCACUAUGUACAAGAAAUAAUUUACAGAAAUCCAUCUAUCAGAAAUACUUUACAAUUACUACCAGUUCUGAAUAGCCAGCCAAGGGCCAGUCCACUUCCUGAUGUUGGAUCCAGAACGCAAAGAAAAUGCUGAUGAAGUAUGAAAUAACUAUAUUGAACUGAAUCAUUCUUUUUGAGAAUUCCCUGUAAAUAUAUAUUUCUGCAUUCGUCAAUGAUUUAAAACACUAUAAAAAUAAGACAGAACAUAGGUAAUGGAGAUAAAUUGGCUAGUUUACACUUAUACCACAAAUUAUACUUUAUUACGUAUUUUAUUGAUACAUUUUUAAAUGAAUGGAAAUAUAUUGUUUUCAGCAAGCAUGCUGCUAUAUAAAUUAUAUUUAAAAAUAAGAGGCUAUUUUGUUAUUCAAAUUAUGUAUU